AUGGCAUUUUUGCCCCUGAGCGUCGCGUGUCUGGUCCUGCUCAUUAUGACCGUCCAUCCAGCCGAAGAAGAAAAGCCAGAGUUCUGGCGGCAGCAGGCGCGAGCGGUCCUACGCCUGGCGCUCGACCGCAAACUCAACACCAACGUGGCCAAGAACAUUGUGCUCUUUGUGGGGGACGGGAUGGGCAUCACCACGGUCACUGCUGCCCGCAUCCUCAAGGGUCAGCUGCAGAACCGCACCGGAGAGGAGACCAUCAUGAACAUGGACACUUUCCCUUAUGUGGGCCUGGUCAAGGUGUACGCCGUCGACUUCCAGAUCCCGGACAGCGCCGCCACGGCAACGGCCUACCUGUGUGGCGUCAAGGCGAACCUGAACACGGUGGGGCUGAGUGCGGCCGGGCGCAACGGAGCGUGUCGCUCCCAGAAGGGCAAUGAGGUGACAUCCAUCCUGAAAUGGGCCAAAGACGCAGGCAAAUCGGUGGGCAUCGUCACGACAACCAGGGUGCAGCACGCCACGCCCGCCGCCGCCUACGCCCACAGCGCCAGCCGCAAGUGGUACUGCGACACGGACAUGCCGGCGGCGGCCAAAGCCCAGGGCUGCAGGGACAUUGCGGCGCAGCUGCUCAGCAACACGGACAUCGACGUGAUCAUCGGAGGAGGAAGGAAGUACAUGACCCCGAAGGGCACGAGGGACCCCGAGUACCCACUGGACCCGUCGGCCAGGGGGAGGCGCUCCGACGGGAGGAACCUCAUCUCCGAGUGGCAGCACACGAAGGGGGGGAAGGUGGCCCGAUACGUGUGGAACCGAACGGACUUUGACGCCGUGGACCCGGCCACCACCGACUACCUCUUGGCUUUGUUCGAACCCGGGGACCUGCGCUACGAGCUCGAGAGAGACCUCAGCAUGGACCCCCCCCUCAGCGACACCACGGAGAAGGCGAUCCGCAUCCUGCAGAAGAACCCAAAGGGCUUCUUCCUUCUGGUGGAAGGCGGACGCAUCGACCAGGGACACCAUGCCAGCCGAGCUUCCAUGGCUCUGCAUGAGACCGUGGAGCUGGACAACGCUGUGGGCCGAGCGCUGGAGCUGACGGGCGACGGCGACACCCUGACCAUGGUGACCGCUGACCACUCCCACUCAUUCACCUUCAACGGCUUCCCGUUCCGGGGGAACAGCAUUCUGGGGAAAUCUCCAUUGUUCGGCAAGGACAUGAUGCCCUACACCACGCUGAUGUACGGAAACGGUCCCGGUCAUAAAAUCGUCAACAACAAGCGGCCCGACAUCCGGGGCGUGGACACAGAGUCGAAGGACUACAUCCAACAGGCGGCGGUGCCCACCGAGUCUGAGACCCACGGGGGGGAGGACGUUGCGGUCCUGGCCCGGGGCCCCAUGGCUCACCUGUUCCACGGAGUGCAGGAGCAGAGUUACAUCCCACAUGCACUGGCCUUCGCCGCAUGCAUCGGCGAUGACCAGAGCCACUGUGAAACCACGCCCCCCAUUCCACGGAGCUCCGCCCCCACUUCGCCUGCUGCCUGGCUCAUCGCUGUUCUUGUCCCCGUGCUGCAGAACCUGCUCCGCUGAAUGGAGCAGCAGCGUGACGCCCCAAUCCGUGUGAAAACACAACACGUGAAUUAUGUCUUGCUAUUAUGAGGAUUUUAGUGAGAAAUGUGGAGAUGUAAGUGUUUUUAAUUGGAUUAAAUUUGAUAAAGAAA
Messenger RNA from Scleropages formosus (Asian bonytongue), 1709 nucleotides. RefSeq names its product alkaline phosphatase 3 (gene alp3). The transcript has 11 exons. Gene Ontology annotation, molecular function: alkaline phosphatase activity. Gene Ontology annotation, cellular component: plasma membrane. Bases 1 to 1578 code for a protein of 525 amino acids. Gene Ontology annotation, biological process: dephosphorylation. NCBI's taxonomy places the organism in Eukaryota, Metazoa, Chordata, Actinopteri, Osteoglossiformes, Osteoglossidae. The record is from RefSeq and is a predicted model, not a curated record.